Molecule: messenger RNA, 4225 nt
Organism: Sebastes umbrosus (honeycomb rockfish)
Lineage: Eukaryota; Metazoa; Chordata; Actinopteri; Perciformes; Sebastidae
Gene: os9
Product: OS9 endoplasmic reticulum lectin
Exons: 15
Coding region: 465-2477 (670 amino acids)
Biological process (GO): endoplasmic reticulum unfolded protein response; retrograde protein transport, ER to cytosol
Cellular component (GO): endoplasmic reticulum lumen
Source: RefSeq, a predicted model, not a curated record
UUCUGGGAGUCAGAACUUUUUCAUUUUAUGGUACCAAUGUGUGGUGAAGAAGUUAUAUUUAGACCUUUAUUUUUUGAAGAACAGCUAGUGUGGUGUUACUAAAUAAGAAAAUAAUCCGCAUGAUUGUAAUUAGGGCCAUAAUUGGUUUGUAAUACCAGCCAAUGGUGUCUGUAGCAAUGUGUGCGUUUAUUUUAUGUAAAGCUGUGUUGCGUUGUUUACAGUAGCAGUGCUUGUUAUGUUAUUAAAGGAGAGGCGCCGCCCACUCACUCUGUGCCGGUGUUAUAAACUCACUCACCCCCAGAACUGUGACAGACACAAAAAUCAGCCAAUGAGAGAACAGUGCUUCAUCUCACUGACCAAUCAGAGAGCAGCGCUUCUCUCAUCAACCAAUCAGCUGCCAGCACGUCACAGCGUUCUGUGUUUUGUUGCUGUCAAGACAACUGUGUGAUGAAGAGAGUGUAAUCAUGGCCGUUUCCUCGAUAUGGUGGCUAAAUAGACUGUACGUUUUCUUCUCGAUAUGUCCCCUCUGUGUGCCAGCCUUCUUGAAUCUAGAAGAGCUGAAUGAGAUGAAAUACGGGAUUCAGAUUCUUCCCGAUCCCGUAAUGUUGGGGCAGACCAAGACAGAGGAGGUUAUGACGGUGUCCAGUAAAUACAAGCAGCUGUAUGAAUGUCGACUUCCAGCCCAGGCCAUCCGGUUUCAUCAGGACCCUGCCUCUGAGCCCGACUCACAAGGGUACACCGGGCCCGACAUCCCAGACCUACUCAGCCCAAUGCACAAUGCCCAGUGUCUAGUGAAGACGAAGGACUGGUGGACAUAUGAGUUCUGCCACGGUCAGCAUAUCAGACAGUACCACCUUGAAGACACAGAAAUCAAAGGGGACGUUCUCUUCCUCGGUUAUUAUGAAUCUGAAUUUGAUUGGAGCAAUGAAACAGCGAAGGCCUCCAAACUGCACAGGAUGAAGCGCUACCACAGUCAGACCUAUGUAAAUGGCUCAAAGUGUGAUCUAAAUGGAAAUCCCAGAGAGACUGAAGUCCGGUUUGUGUGCGAAGAAGGCUCUGGUGACUACAUUGCCCGAGUGGAUGAGCCUCAGUCGUGUCGCUAUGUGCUGACUGUUCAUACCAGCCGUACCUGUCAGCAUCCAUUUCUGCGACCGCCGUCCACUGCCAAGCCCCAGGGUAUUGUUUGCCAGCCAGCACUAAGUGCCCAACAAUACAUGGAUUACGUCAAGGCUCAAGUCUCGGACACGAAGCGUAAAGUAGAGCAGAUCUCAGAGGAGCUGAGGAGUCUUGAUGAGAUGUUGGCUGGUAAUGAAGGCGCGGAUGGAGCAGUGGAAGUAACUGCAGAAGAGACAUCACCUGCACCCAGUGAUGACCCGAACCAGUCAGACACAAAAGAUACUGCUGAUGUAUCUGAGGACGCCGGGUCAGAGGAAGCAGAAGAUUCUGACUUCUGGGAGGGAGUUACAAAGCCAGGGGGUUCAAAAACACCUGCUUCUCAACAGGAGAAUCAGGCAGCAGAUGAUGGCUAUAACUCACUGACAGACAAUGAAGUCAUGGAUGAUGGUGAUGAAGUUGAAAAAUUCAACUUUAAAAUCAUCACUGACCCGGCAGACCUGAUGAAAUUUGUCCAACAUCUCAAAGAGAGUAACAGGAAGAAAGCACAAAACCAAGCCAAAAGUCGAGGAGAGAAACCAAAUAGCGACAGGGUAACGGAGAAGCUCGGAGAGGAAGAGAAAGAUGCAGAUGAACGCCUCAUACAGGAGUUUGAGGAUGAGAUGGCCGACCUCUCAGUGCCCUCUGAUAAAAUUGAAGAGAUAAAAGAGGAAAUGCAGAAGGAGUUUGACAACAUCAUAAAUGAGGCUCAGCAGGAAUUAGAGACAGAAGGUCUGAAAGGGGAGUUUGAUCGCACUCAAGCGACACAGACACUGGAGACGACGCUGGACAAGAUACUUGAUCAUUUGGAGGAGAAAGAUGUCCAGGACCCGGAGCAGCAAACAGCGGGAGUUCAGAGAGCCAGCGACCCCACCAGAGGCAGCCCCAGCCUGGCCCCGAAGCAGCCAGACCAAGCAGCUGACGACCAUGUUAAGAUCAAAAUUACUAAGUAUAAGACGGGCAGCAGCCCUGAUGGGGAGGUCAAAGUUCAGGAGAUGGGCGAAGGAGACCCCCAGUGGCAGCACAUAAAGGACGUGGUUAAAGAACAGCUAGAGAAAGCAGGACUGAAGGCAGAAGGUAAAAUUGAGGUGAAGAUCUUGACGCGAAAAAAUGCAGAGGAGGCAGGUGAUCAGUGGCUGACUGAAGAAGAUACAAAGUCCUUCAGGGAGCUCCUCAUAAAUCUCCUGACUGGAGGCACAGAAGAGGUUUACAAAGAGCAAAAGAGGCAGCAGGAGUUGGAGAACAACUACAGGUUUGUGUGGGGAGAGUCCCAGGAGGAGACCCAGUCAACCAGCGCCUCUGACUCAGACGACGUGGACAUAUGAGCUCAUUCGGUGCACCUGUUGUGACGGUGAACUCCUGUGGAGACCAGCAGGGCGGGGGGGGACUCUGAAGUGCAGCUGCAGAUUUGAAAGAGAGUCCCAAAUGAUUCAGUUACCGCUAUAAAAUCUGGUGGAUAAUAUCAACUCACCUGUUUGCACAUUCAGAAAAUGUGUUUGUGUGUCAUGAAAAGGCAAAAUGUGUCUGUAGUAGGCACCAGUUAUAUGUUGCACGAUGAAACCGCAACGUCUCAGCUCCACUUGUGCAGUUGAAUGAAGUUAUGCAUUUCCCCUUUUUUUGAAGGGAUUCAGUUUUGAUAGAUGGUGAUGUACCUUUUUUUUUUUUUUUUUUUUUUUUAAAAAACAUGUCAGUGACUUUUACUGAAAAUGUGCAUCUAGUUCUGGAGUUGUCAGCAGCACACUGUGUGUCUUUGUCUUAUAUGUUGCUAUUGACAAAGAAGUCCUCACCUUUAAGGGACACAGCUGGGGUUAUUGUGCAUUGUGCUGUGUUUGCACAGGUUGUUCAAUUUAUAAUGUGUAUGAUUGUGUCUGGAUAUGAAAAACAAAGGACAAAUACUCAAGGGUUGACAUUUCAGUUCCCGCUUGUCUUUGAGACUUUCUGUUGCUGCGUUUGGUGAUUAGAUUAAACACAACUGUAGAUUACACAAGUGUUGGUACACAUGCUGUGGCACUUUAUAUCUUUAGAAAAAGGUUCUGUAAACUCAGAAAUCUAGCAUUGUUUCACAGAAACGUGUGUUUCUUUUGGGUUGUCAUGUGCUGUGAAAGGGAUUUAAAAGAAAAACACUAAAAAGAGUGUUGGAAGAUAGAUCUUUUAAGUGUGUACUUUUCAUUUCUGACAAGGAUUUAAUUUAGCAAAGGAAGACAAAGAACGCUUCAAUGUCAAUCAGACCAAAAUAAUAAAUCCACACAAGACUUUUCUAAGGAUCCUUCAGAGAUGUACUUAAGGGCUGAAUUUGUAUCAUUUGUGAAUAAUUGUGACUACUUAGAACUCAACAUGUACAUAAUAAUUGCGUGAAUAUGUUUCUGAAAGAAUUUGUUGUAUAUUAGCACAAACGAAGUGGGAGUUAUAAAUGUGUUCAAAUUCAUGACUGUGCAAUCUUGUAUAUGAAACUUAAUAUCUAAGUCAUUUACAAACUUGCAUUGCUGAUACAUGAUUUUGGCAUGGUUCCCAAAGAGGCCAGUGUCCAGAGGCUCAAGAUCAGAUAAGAGUAAGCAGAACAAAAGAUUCAGGGUGUGUGUAGGUGUACUUGGUCAUUUGUAACCUUAAUGGUCUUAUCUGGUCUUUGGCCUGUAUCACAAAGUGAAAGCUGUUUAUAAUCAGACACUUUAUCACGAUCACAAAUUCUAGGCCCAGUGAAGCCAGAGAGAGCCAGACUUUGUUGAAGUUUGUGAUACAGGCCCCGGCUCCUUCAUGGGAAACAAAUCAACAGUUUUAAACCCUUCAACCUGUCCCUAACAAACACAGAGUGUGCCAUAACACUCUUAGUCAUUUCCAUCCUCACACUUCAGCUGCACACAUUAUUUGUAAACCAUGAGAACUCAGUAGAGGCAGAAAAGACGAGAUAUGUUAUUCUUGAAAGGGACUAUAUUGCUGUAUUAGGAACACCAUAUUGGUUUCAUAGUUUGACAAAAGUCCAUCUGUGCUGCCUUGUAAAUAUAAAUCUUUGAGCACUCUUUAUUUGUUCUUUUGAAAUAAAAAAAAAUUACCAUAUGAGUCCUCUGGACAUCAUCCA